Molecule: messenger RNA, 642 nt
Organism: Darwinula stevensoni
Lineage: Eukaryota; Metazoa; Arthropoda; Ostracoda; Podocopida; Darwinulidae
Source: the annotation of a GenBank genome assembly
AUGGAUAUGUUGCCACACUCCUUUCAAUUCUCAGUGGUGACGGGAUGCACGGACGGGAUCGGACUCAGCUACGCGAAGGAGCUGGCGCGGCACGGGAUGAAAAUCGUUUUGAUCAGCAGGAACCCCAAGAAGCUGGAAGCUGUGGCUGAGGAUCUAAAGAAGGAAUUCAACACAGAAACCCUCAUGAUACCAGCCGACUUCACGGAGCUGAACAUAUACGAUGGGAUAAAGGAGAGAGUGGCUGGCCUGGACGUCGGUGUCCUGGUGAACAACGUCGGGAUGCCGAGCGACCCCCAGCCCUUCCUAGACGUCCCAGAGGGCGAGAAGACGUAUCAGGACAUGCUCCUGGUCAACAAUCUGUCCAUGGUCCAAAUGACGAAGAUGAUCCUUCCCGUGAUGGUGAAAAAGAAAAAGGGGGUCGUGAUGAAUGUCUCCUCCCUUGCUGGCGUCUCCCCUCUUCCUUUCGUUGCGAUCUACUCCGCAACAAAGGUACAGUGGUACCUCGCAUAACGAACGCAAUUCGUUCCAGCGGUACACCGCUGGAACGAAUUGCGUUCGUUAUGCGAGGUACCACUGUAUUUACACCUUUAUAAGCCGAAAAGUAAGUAUACUUACCGCUAAAUGUUUUCCCGGAAUGCAUAA